GCGGCCGGGAUCCGGGCCGAGGGGAGACCAUGUCGGACCUGGGCUCCGAAGAGUUGGAGGAGGAGGGAGAGAAUGAUCUCGGGGAAUAUGAAGGGGACCGGAAUGAAGCUGGGGAACGGCACGGGCACGGGAGAGCUAGACUGCCCAACGGGGACACCUACGAAGGGAACUACGAAUUCGGUAGAAGACACGGCCAGGGAACCUACAUAUUUAAAAAUGGCGCCCGAUACAUUGGAGAAUAUGUUAAAAAUAAAAAGCAUGGUCAAGGCACUUUCAUAUAUCCAGACGGAUCCAGAUAUGAAGGCGAGUGGGCGGAUGACCAGCGGCACGGCCAUGGCGUGUACUACUACGUCAAUAACGACACCUACACCGGGGAGUGGUUCAACCACCAAAGGCACGGGCAAGGCACCUACUUCUAUGCAGAGACGGGCAGUAAGUAUGUCGGAACCUGGGUGAACGGGCAGCAGGAGGGUGCCGCCGAGCUCAUCCAUCUGAACCACAGGUACCAGGGCAAGUUCCUGAACAAAAACCCUGUCGGCCCUGGGAAGUACGUGUUUGACAUUGGAUGUGAGCAGCACGGAGAGUACCGCCUCACAGACGUGGAAAGAGGAGAAGAGGAGGAGGAGGAGGAGACAUCAAUAAAUAUUGUUCCCAAGUGGAAAGCUAUAAAAAUCACAGAAUUGGCCCUGUGGACGCCGACUCUCCCCGAGGAGAAGCCUGUCGUGGAGAAACAUGUCCUGGAGGAGGCUGCAGGACCCGAGGGUACGGACGCCGGGCCCGGGGUGCGGGCCCCGAUCUGUGGGCAUGGACGCUCUGGGUCUGGGGAUCCGGACGCCCCAGUUGAGGACACGGAUGCCCACGCUCUGGGCAGCGGAGCCUGUCCCCAUGCGCCACGCUCUGAGCUGCGGCUGCCCGACCCCACGCGCCAUGCUCAGCCCGUCCCCACACGCCACGCUCAGCCCGUCCCCACACGCCACGCUCAGCCCGUCCCCACACGUCACGCUCAGCCCGUCCCCACGCGCCACGCUCAGCCCGUCCCCACACGUCACAUUCUGGGCUGCGGCAGCUCGUCCCCACGCAACUUGAGCUUUGAGGAUGAAGGUCGAUUCUCGGACCUGCAAGACUGA
Molecule: messenger RNA, 1127 nt
Organism: Dipodomys ordii (Ord's kangaroo rat)
Lineage: Eukaryota; Metazoa; Chordata; Mammalia; Rodentia; Heteromyidae
Gene: Rsph1
Product: radial spoke head 1 homolog (Chlamydomonas)
Exons: 8
Coding region: 30-1127 (365 amino acids)
Biological process (GO): axoneme assembly; spermatid development
Cellular component (GO): motile cilium; nucleus
Source: RefSeq, a predicted model, not a curated record